AUGGAGCUGGACUAUAAAAAUCCUGACAAGAAAUAUGAACUCUUAUCUUUAUCUGUGUUAAAUUAUUUUGAGUUAUGUUUUCUCGUAACGUUUGCGUACGUUUGUGUUCGCCGUCAGAUCUGUGUGGAGAAGUGUCCAGACCGCUUUAUUGCUCUGAUGCAAGCCCAGAAGACGGUGGAUAUGGCUUACUACAAAUCGUACUGCGUGGGAGACGUGGAUGUUUCCAAUAUGGCAGCGACGGAAAUCCUGAAGGACGGGCUUUGUCCCUCGAUGCUCCUUCCCAGCAAACCCGUGACCCGCAGGUGCUUCCCUGCUUUUGGCGAAAAGAACGGAGUCCUCGUCGUGGGCAACAACACCCAAUUCAGUGACCAACAAGGGACAACCAUAAAUGCCGUUGACCUUGUCAAUGGUGCCAGGAAUGCUACAAUAGUUAAAGAGGCCCGACAACUGGCCAUGAAGAUCUUCCAAGAUUACACUCAAUCCUGGUACUGGAUACUCAUUGGGUUGGUGGUGGCCAUGAUAAUCAGCCUCGUCUUCAUCGUUCUCCUGCGCUUCCUGGCGGGAGUGAUGGUGUGGGUUAUGAUCGUCAUGGUCAUCCUGCUCAUCGGCUAUGGCAUCUUUCACUGCUACAUGGAGUACGCCAGCCUGAAGGACCAGCAGGGAGCCAACAUCACCCUUAAAGAGUUGGGCCUCCAGACUGACCUCACCGUCUACCUGCAGAUCCGCCAGACGUGGCUGGCCUUCAUGAUCGUCCUCUGCAUCGUGGAAGUGGUCAUUAUACUCCUGCUGAUUUUCCUCAGGAAGAGAAUCUGUAUCGCCAUUGCGCUCAUCAAGGAAGCCAGCAGGGCCAUUGGCUAUGUGAUGUCAUCCCUCUUCUACCCUCUCUUGACCUUUGCCCUACUUGCGGUGGUGAUCGCGUACUGGGCUGUCACUGCCAUCUUCCUGUCCACUUCCAACGAGGCGGUCUAUAAAGUGUUCAACGACACGGCGUGCAGUUACUCUCGGCAGACCUGCAGUCCGGAGAACUUCAGCACUUCUCUGGUCAAAGCCACGUGUCCCAGCGCCAAGUGCCUGUUUGCCUUUUACGGGGGCGAGAGUCCUUACCACAAAUAUCUGAUCGUGCUUCAGUUCUACAACCUCUUCCUCUUCUUCUGGUGUGCCAACUUCGUGACGGCACUGGGUCAGAUGACCUUGGCUGGUGCCUUUGCCUCCUACUAUUGGGCCUUCAAGAAGCCGGAUGACAUGCCUGCAUUCCCCAUAUUCGCAUCCUUGGGCCGAGCACUCAGGUACCACACUGGCUCUCUUGCCUUCGGUUCCCUGAUCCUGGCCAUCAUCCAAGUGAUCCGGGUUCUGCUGGAGUACCUGGACCACAAGCUGAAAGGAGCCCAGAACAGAUGCGUGAAGUUUCUGCUUUGCUGCCUGAAGUGUUGCUUCUGGUGCCUGGAGAAGUUCAUCAAGUUCCUCAACAGAAAUGCUUAUAUCAUGGUGGCGUUAUAUGGUAAAAACUUUUGCACCUCGGCGCGGGACGCUUUCUUCCUCCUGAUGAGAAACGUAAUCAGGGUUGCUGUGCUGGACAAAGUAACGGACUUCCUGUUGUUUUUAGGCAAGCUUCUUAUUGUUGGAGCCGUGGGGAUACUUUCUUUCUUCUUCUUCUCCGGGAAGAUAAAGGGAACUGACAAUGUGGUGCCACAUCUCAACUAUUACUGGGUUCCCAUACUGACACUGGUCGUGGGCUCCUACCUUAUUGCACAUGGUUUCUUCAGCGUUUACGCCAUGUGUGUGGACACACUCUUCCUCUGUUUCUUGGAAGACCUGGAGAGGAAUGACGGCAGUCCGGAACGUCCUUACUUGAUGUCCGAUAACCUUCUCAAAGUGCUCAAGAAGAAGAACAGCAGUGCGGAGGGCCAGUGAGGGGAACGGCCCGGAGUGGGUGGCACGGCUCCCAGUUACGGGGGGCGGCUCCUCGCUGCAUGGCUGCCAUAGGAUUCGUUUGGUCUCCCAUCUCAAGAACUGCCUCUUCUCCAAAGAUGUAAGUGUCCUUUUGGGCACAGUGACGCUGGAUAGUUAAGUAAUUGUCUUUUCUUAAAAUAUACUGCACAUUAGUGAAGGUUUUUGGGAGUCUGUAUAUAGCCAGGAAAAUGUUUUCUAUAAGCCUAUGCAAUGUAGAAGCAAUAUGAGCCAAACCUAUCUACCGGGGGAGCAAGAACGUGGACCGUCUGCGGCUGCCCGAGGACCGGAAAACAAAGAAAAGAACAAUCUGAUCAUUUUAUCCAUGACACAAUGCUGUUUUUAUACAAGGAUCGUGAGGUUUUCUGGUUUUUUCCCACCAGAUAAGUUACAUAACCACUGCCAGGUCAUUAUUUUAUGAUACUUGGAUUCAUCAGGUUUUACUUGAGCUGUAGGUUUUUUGCUGGAUGGACACAUUUUUAACCAUUUCCUAAGAAGCAUUAUACUAUUGUCAAAUAAUUUGUAACUUGCUUCUAGUGCUAUGCAAUUUGUUGGAAUAAAUGCUAACAUGGAAUACCAAACAUUUAUAUAUAAAUGUAUGUUACUUAGGUAACUUUAAAUUUUUUUCCUUUUUUUACCAGUGUGUUUUGUUGGUUUCAGUACAGUGGCCUGUAAGUUGUUGUGUUAAUUCUGAUAUAAAAAUUUUAAAUAAAUUUCUACAUACCUUCAGUA
This is a messenger RNA of Paramormyrops kingsleyae, 2679 nucleotides long. The record is from RefSeq and is a predicted model, not a curated record. Lineage: Eukaryota; Metazoa; Chordata; Actinopteri; Osteoglossiformes; Mormyridae.